Messenger RNA from Alternaria burnsii, 516 nucleotides. RefSeq lists its product as uncharacterized. The transcript has 3 exons. The coding region runs from base 1 to 516 and encodes 171 amino acids. The record is from RefSeq and is a predicted model, not a curated record. Lineage: Eukaryota; Fungi; Ascomycota; Dothideomycetes; Pleosporales; Pleosporaceae.
AUGCAUUCGUCAUACUCUAAACUUGCUGCUUUCGUCCACGCUCUCCAGGCAAUGUUGAUCAUUGCAGCCAUGAGCCUCACAAUUCCGAGACUCUCGAUGGACUACCAAUUCAAGAAAAAAGAGAAUCUGCUUGCACUUACCAUUGGUGCAAAAUCGCUCGUUUUUAUCGCGUAUCAAAUACUGACAGAGCAUACGACUUGGUUCAGCCGAUGGCAUAGCUACAGGGCAAACGCUUUCAUGAACUGUUUUGAAAUUGUGGCCUGGGCUGCUGUCACUUUCUUUGUCUUUGAUUCAAAUGUCUCAAAAUGCACAGGAGUUGACUGUACGUUAAGUUGGCUUGUGGUCGCACUCUCUGUCCUGAUUGCCAGUUCGAACAUUUACACCGCAAUUCACUCCGUUAGAGAGCUCCGCAAACAUCGUGCUGGAAGAUUACCGGGCAAGACAGCCGAACGACUGGACGACUCCGAGUUAAUGGUGCCGGCAUGGACCGGUUACUCGAAGCAUAACGAACGUUGA